ACCAGAAGAGUUUCCUGUGUUUUGUGACGUCUUUGUAUCGACGUGAGGCCGUAAACAGGUCCGGUGGCAGUUUUUGCAUUUAACCACCAAAGCGGAUCAGAUUUAUCGACUAGUUUCAGUCUCGGCUCGUUAUAAACAAGUUUCUUGUUGUAAACGUCUCCUAGCUUCCGGAAUGUCGGUUGAUUUAGUGGAUUACGGUGUAAACUUCCUGCUACCUUAAAACGAUUCCCCCAGUCUGACCAUCAUGUAAGCAGACAAACAGGACCCCAUCUGUGAACCAAAGAAGGGCUCGCAGGCCCAGAACCAGUCCGGACAGACCACUGACCCAAAGCGAAGACUCAGGGUGGCUGUGGUCCCACCCAGCUGGAGAAGCAGACUGAUGGAGAGCGACUGUCGGAUCCCGGUUGCUUGUUGUCGGCCGCGGUUCCUCCUCCUUCACGCUCUUUUCUGGGGCCUGGUGUCUCUCAGAGUGUUUGGAGCAGCGCUGCUUAACGAAGAGAAAACUGCAGCAGUGAAGCCCGUGGCCACUCCCUGCUGGCUCAUGGAGGAGUUUGUCGUGGUGGACGAGUGCGUACCCUGCAGCGACUUCCACUCUAAAACACAGUUUGCAUGCAAACAAACAGGAUAUGUCGAGAGGAUCAAUUGCACUAAAUCCAGCAGGGAAGACUACAAAAGUUGUCGAUCUGCUUCGAUGGAGGAGCAUCUCUUCUGGAAGUUUGAAGCCGCCACCAUGGCGCUGACAGCUUUCUUCGCGGCUCUCGUGGUCGUCCGUCAGCGCCAGCUCGAUCGGCGGGCCUCUGAAAAAGUCCGACGGCAGAUUGAAUCCAUCUAGGACUUCGAGAGCUGCUCCACUGUUUUUUUUUUUUUUAAAUUCUCCUCAGUAUUUUUAGCAGAAGGUGUGCAACAAUGACCGGAGACAGAAAGACAAAACGCUGUUCACGUUGACUUUAAAGACGCAGAUUUGGACGAUGGGAUGGCGAACUGUUGCAGGAUCCUCAGACGCUUUCAGCUUCAUCCGUUGGAGUUACUUGUAUCGUCCACCUUAAAUUCCUGUAUGAGGUCUCAUCCAGUAUUUGCUGUCUUUCAAAACACCAAAUGAAACUUCUGCGUCAACCGUCUCCCAGCCUGAUGGACUUUCGGGGUCAACUUUGUGCUAAAAUAAGACAGAAAAAUGUCUUCCUGCUUAUUAAAAAAAAUAAAAAAAGAAACACGGUUUGUUACUUAGUGAAAUCGAUGUUUGGAUUCUGAAACUUGAGAUUUCUGACCCUUAAAUAAUGAUUUUAAAAUGGUGUUCUUAAAGGAAAAAAGCUGUAAACCUGAGCUGUUGUGAAAGUGGGCGGAGUUUGCACACCAUUAAACUGUUUAUGAAUGAA
This is a messenger RNA of Oryzias latipes (Japanese medaka), 1373 nucleotides long. RefSeq names its product jumping translocation breakpoint (gene jtb). Gene Ontology annotation, cellular component: cytoplasm; membrane; midbody. Lineage: Eukaryota; Metazoa; Chordata; Actinopteri; Beloniformes; Adrianichthyidae. The record is from RefSeq and is a predicted model, not a curated record. Gene Ontology annotation, biological process: mitotic cytokinesis.